AUGACGAUACGGGAACUUCCCUUUGACCUCUAUGUACAGAUUCUGGAGCAGUUAACACCAUUGACAGGUUCCGACGAGAGCAUUAUUGUGCUUAUAUCUUGCUUAAAGACAAGCACUUUGCUUCGAGCAGCUGCAUCUGUUUCGAGACUAUGGGAGCCACAUUACCGUGCCCGAUACACAAUAUGUGACCCCACGAAAGAGCAAUCGCGAAAGCGAUCUACAGGUGGCGACUGGCGACUGAUGUAUUUUGAGAGGCGACGCAUAGACCUCGAGACAUUGCAGAUAUUGUUCAAGAUCGUCAUGGAACGGGGUGAUGGAAGACUAGAAAGAGCGCGAGAGGUCAAUACCAUGUUCUCGUUUGACGCAUGGAAUGUCCUCGAGAAUGCCGCAAAUUGUCCGCUUCCGGUCACAUUCCGCGAGCCAGGAGUUCCAGAUCGGAGGCCCGUUCCACCUCAUGCAGUUCCCCUUCGCUUUUGGGCUCAAAUGCUUCUUGGUGCUAUUGCUAGAAGUGAUGCUGUUUACACCUGGGGGAAACUUAUCUCUAAUGACACACCCCAAUCGCUUGAGCUUUCGUUCGCUUGUAUGUCCAGCUUUUUCGUUUACCCUCCCAUGAAGGUCUUGUCCCAACUCGAAGAACUUGCGACUCUCUGCAAAAUCUACUUCAUCGAGCACCAAAUUCCCCUUGAUCCUGCUGAAUUCACCAGUGAUUCUGGGAAGCUCAGACUCGUCUGUUCGUCAAUCUGCGAUUUUUUGUGGAGCUGUGGCUUUGAAGCCGCGGAUGGAGAGCGGUUUCACAUGUUGCAAAAUCGGUUUCCUCACCUUUUCUUAACCACGCACCAGGCAACCAUACCCAUAUCACUUGUAUACAUUUUCGUGUGCAUUGCACGCAAGAUGGGCGUCACGGCAUCACCUACCGACUUUCCUAGCAGAGUUCUGGCUGUCGUAUCUUCUCCCCACCCAGAUGUCUUAGAAUUUUUUGUCGACGUUUUUGGCUCACGAACACAAGCCAUUCUGACGCUCCAUGACGAUAUUCCGCGCUUCCUUAUUCAAGCAGGAAUCCACACCAAUACAAUACUCCCAUGGAUUAGCAGUGCUUCCUCCACCUCCAUGCUGCUGCGGGCAUCCCGGAAUGUCUUAGCGUCCGUCAACAACUUUCCCGCAGGAGCAGCAGCUCCCGAAGUCGAGCUGCACACAGCAAUAUAUGCCAGCCUUACGAUCAAUGCCAUCUUUAUGAACGACCGCAGGUAUCUCUUGAAUAUAAUGAAACAUAUCAAUCGGUUCCUCCUUGAUCUGCUGCCAGUGCUCGUCGAUUCAUUGACUCCUCUUUUACACCCAUACCUCCAAGAGCAGCUUACGACGCAUUGCAACGCUAUCAUGGAGGACGAGAAGGAAGCGGCUACUACCUCUCAUCCUCGUUCUGCACUCACACGGGAGGUGAAAUUCUUCGUUGGCAUGGUUUUCAAGCACGCAGCCCACGGAUACGUAGGAUAUGUAUACGGCUGGGAUCCCUCCUGUGCAGCGGACGAGGACUGGAUCCGUGAGAUGGGUGUCGAUUUGCUCUCCCGAGGGCGUCAUCAACCAUUUUAUCACGCUCUAGAUCAGAGUGGCUCCUUGCGCUAUGUUGCAGAGGAUAAUAUUAGGGCGACAUGUCUAGAACCAGCUCAUGUUCACAGAAUUUUUACAGACGCACCACGAGCAGGGAUGUACUUCGAGGACUUGACUCAAGUUGAUGGGAGAGCAAGGUUUCUGUUGAGCCCAGAACUGAAUGCAGCGUAUCCUGAUGACGAAGCCUUUGGUGAUCGGUGGCUCAGACAAGGAGAGGAUUGA
Molecule: messenger RNA, 1827 nt
Organism: Suillus plorans
Lineage: Eukaryota; Fungi; Basidiomycota; Agaricomycetes; Boletales; Suillaceae
Product: YccV-like-domain-containing protein
Exons: 5
Coding region: 1-1827 (608 amino acids)
Molecular function (GO): protein binding; DNA binding
Source: RefSeq, a predicted model, not a curated record